GCAUUUGCGUCCCUUCAUUCUGAUAAAAUUGCUCCAAUUUAAUGCUCAUUCACAUCUUCCAAAGCCUCUAGUCGGUUGUGACCUAGUGAAAUGUUAACGUAAAUGACGGUCUUUCUCUGAACCUGUUCAUCAAUUGGCGUCUCUAAGGUUCGGCCCUCAUUUCGCAAAAAUGUGGAAAAUCAUCUUGUAUAUUCUGCUGCUCAUUGGCUCAGUUUCAAACGCACGCAAUGUUGAAAAACGAAGCAUUGACCUCAUCGCAGCUCAAGCCGUGUUUCAAGAGCAGAAACUGCCCGGCGAUAUCGUUCCCAACUACUACAACUUGACUCUGGCUGUAGAUCCGCAGAAGAGUAGCAGCUUUUGGGGCAAUGUGAUUAUCAACGCCACUGUGGAACACAAGAUCAGAACAUUCCAACUUCACGCCCAUCCGGAUUUAAUCAUCGAAAGCCUGAAUGUGGCCGAAUUUCUGCCACCGCAUUAUGACCCUAGCGAUAUGUACAAACCAAGUCCUUCCUGCUGUAAAAUACCAAUGCCCGAGGUAACGUGGAAAAGGGUGAAAAUGCAGCCCAAAGUGGAAAUUGACCUGCAUAGCGAUGAUUUGGAGCCGGGCGCAAAUCUGCUGAUCAACAUUACAUUCCGUGGCGAGAUGUAUGCAACCGAAGGUAUUUUUCGAAGAUCCUACGUGCACCCUUUGACAAUGGAAACGAAGUGGUAUGUGGCCACUUAUCUGAGACCAAACUAUGCGAGGAACGUAUUUCCCUGCUUUGAUGAGCCCGCCUAUAAAGUGCCCAUUGCAUUAUCGGUGAUUAAGCCUAGUCAAAUGAAAGCGGUUAGCAACAUGCCGAUUGGAAGCAGCAGGAGGCAAAGGGACGCGGACUCAACCAUUGAUUGCUUCCUGCCAACUCCACCAAUGUCCACCUAUAAUCUAGCUCUGGUUGUAUCGGAACUAACUCACUUCUGCAGCGAAACUAACGACAGCGCAGUUUCCUUGCCAAAGACCAAAAUCCACGUGUGGGCGCGUCCAGACUUUAUGGAAGCCCUGGUAAACGUUUCCCGAAAAGUGGCAACCACAUUCGAUUAUCUGGAGAAAUUUUGGGGAGUCUUCUCUCCCCUAAACGAGCUGAACAUCUUCGCGCUGCCAAACUUCAAUGCCACCAAACCUGGGGACAGCUGGGGAGUCCUAAUGUUCAAGGAAAGCGAAUUGAGCAGCAAAGGCUCCUGGCAUUUGACGCAAGAAUUGGUGUAUCAAUGGUUGGGCGCUUUGGCAACUCCAGUUUGGUGGAACCAGGCCCACAUUAAUCACGCCUUGGUGCGUUACAUCACUGCCUACACCACCAUCCAGAUUGGCGAAAAUGAAACGUUCAGCAACUGGCCAACGACAAUGCUCUACUCCAUCUACUACGAGUUCAGCAAACGACACCCACAUGGCAAGAACACAGCGAUUAAACAGGACUCAUCGUCCGCGAAGACUGAGCUGGUGUUUCGGAUGUUGAACUACACCCUUGGAGAGACCACCUUCAGGCAUGGAAUGCAACGACUCAUAGCAGACAGGCAGUUUAAGACGUUCGAUGGCGACGACAUCUGGACCUCGUUGACCGAACAGGCCCACUUCGAUAAAACGCUGCCAGAAGCAGUGACGGUCAACGAAAUCGCUGGAUCCUGGAUAAACAAGGACCGACUCCCUGUAGUGACUGUCACCAGAAACUAUAAGAACAAUUCGGCCCGCCUGCAUCAGUCAAAAAUAUACUGCAAACAGUUUCGACCUUCGAAUUGAAGUGAAUAAUCGUCUGCGACCUGCGAACUUCACUAAUCAAAGUGACCUUGUGAUACUAUGC
This is a messenger RNA of Dendroctonus ponderosae (mountain pine beetle), 1832 nucleotides long. RefSeq names its product aminopeptidase N. Gene Ontology annotation, biological process: peptide catabolic process; proteolysis. Lineage: Eukaryota; Metazoa; Arthropoda; Insecta; Coleoptera; Curculionidae. Gene Ontology annotation, molecular function: peptide binding; metalloaminopeptidase activity; zinc ion binding. Gene Ontology annotation, cellular component: cytoplasm. The record is from RefSeq and is a predicted model, not a curated record.